AUGUCAACAGCAAGUUAUCAGUAUUUCACNUAUUUCACAAUUGAUCAAGCACUCGCCGAUUUACGCGUUUUCAUCGAGGCAAUGAAUAAGAAGUAUUUCUCUGAUAUUGCAAAGCCAAGGUGGUUGCUCUUUGGCGGAUCAUAUCCAGGAUCAUUAUCAGCGUGGCUCAGAGAGAAGAAUCCAGACAUAACGAUUGGAGCGAUUUCAUCAUCGUGCGCUGUUAAUACCAUCACUGACUAUUGGGGUUUGUUUCGAUUAAUUUUGGGUUUUUGA
This is a messenger RNA of Anisakis simplex (herring worm), 273 nucleotides long. The record is from the annotation of a GenBank genome assembly. NCBI's taxonomy places the organism in Eukaryota, Metazoa, Nematoda, Chromadorea, Rhabditida, Anisakidae.